AUGACAUACGACAAGCUAAGCAGAGCGUUAAGGUAUUAUUACACGAAAGGAAUUAUAUCAAAGGUACGUUUGGUUGCAAAAAAAGUAGCACUGAAUCAUGAUACCAGGGAGUACUAAAUCGGUUGAAUAUCACUGAAGAUCAUCACUGUUCUAAAUUGUUACCCCAAGUUCAAGUUCAUUUAUUCACACUUAUUAAGUUACAAUACAAAAACAAUAAGAAAAAAAAGAAGUAAAAACAGAGCUAACUGUACGGCAUUGAAUUAAACAUAACAAAAGAAAAAAGUGCUUCGCAGUCAAAGGAGUCGUGAUUUCGAGUUGGCUACUACCUCAGAGCGGUUACAAGUAGGUGGAGUACGCGUUAAACUCUCCAUCCGCCAUCUUGAACCAUGAACGAUCCCCAGUCAUGCUUGCAGAUCUUUGCAGAUUUUGCAGAUUUUUCGUGGUACAGCAAGAAAGAUACUAAAUUCGAUGUUGAGUAUCACAGAUUCGGAAUAUCCUGUAAAAAAGGAGCAGGUUAUAAUACCAAUCCGAAUAUAUUUUUGAGUGCGUAAUUUUGUAAUCCAAAAAAGGGAGGCUGAACACAGUUUCCCUAGAAAUGCUUUAUCCCUCUACCGUGCACUUGAAAAUCUUUUAAUGAGGACACAUGCAGCCGACAAGCUUUUAAAGAAAAAAAGUGCGAGGACAAGCUGAGGAAAUUGUCCAGAAGUUGUCAUUAGAAUUGUUUCCUGUUUUCGUCGCCUUUGAGGCGAGCUCGUUUUUCAUCCCUCCCCACAAACGCCUGCUCAGCCGGAAACAAUAUUCCUUUCCCAAUGUUUUAUUUGCGUGGUAAGUGACCAAUAAACAGUUGUGCAAUAAAGUGUUGACAGGCUAAACGCGACUAAAACAUGACCCUAGAGUUACCAUUUUCGUUCUUUUCUUUCCUUCGUUAAGGUUAUGAAGUGCAUGGAGUAUUCUAAAAUUUGAUGAAAUCUUAUUUUUGCCGCUCUGAAUCUAACAUUUAUUGGAGGUUAGAAAAUUUUUCCAGUGUUUCAUGCAGAUCGAGUAAUUAUCAGAUUACCUUGCGGUCAAGGUCAACUUUCCAGAAUUUGGAAAGUACAAUGUGAUUGGCUAAGCAUGGGAAAGGAAUGUUGUCUUCGGUUGAGCAGGCGUUUGUGGGAAGGGAUGAAAAACGAGCUCCCCAAAAAACGUUUGCGUGGGAGGCUAGAUCUCAACGCGCACAAGUCGAUUGGAAGCAAUAUGAGAGCGCUUGUUUUGUUAACUUUCAAGAUAGGCGAUGUAAAUAAACGACAAUCUCUUAAAAUCUACACCUUAAAAUGUGACGAGAUUUGGUAGAAAUAAUGUUUCUUUCCCUUUCUAAUAUAAUCAAUGAAAGCCUCAAAAUAAUUUUGAACAAAGGAGUUUUGUGACAUAAUCAAGUUUUCCUAACGGAAUGCUACUUUCAUAAAAAAUUCUAAAACUUUUUAACAAUUUGGUUAAGUCGUUUUUGCGUAAACCUCAUCAAUUUUGGUUUGUUUCAGUUCAAUUAUCCAUGUUGCCUUGGCAACGAUAGAAAUUUUACGUUCAACCUUUUAAAAGUAAUAGAUGUAUUUUGUCUGUGUCAUAUUUCAGUGAAAUUUAUGCUAGCACCGAGUCUUAAAAACACCCCAAUGUUUGGUAUUAAAAUGUUCCACAACGUAUCAAACUGUGCUCGGCCACCUGAACAUUUUUUUUUACUUUUAGAGUGAGUCAUGGUGGUAGUCGUUUUUAAAACUUUUGUCCGGGGCACAAAUCCUUCUGUCUUAGAAUUCAAAUGAAACCGUUCCAACAGUUUCAUUUGCAUAUUAGCACUUCUUGCUUUUUGGAUUUACAACUUGAUUAAAAAAUAAAAUGAAUCGGUAAAGCUUUUAUUAUUUGUGUUGAAUUGAUUUUGGUUAUAACAAAAAAAAAAAGCUGAGAGAAAGAGAGACACACGUUGAAAGAAAUAUUUUGUCGUUAACCCGGCUUUUUCAACAGCCAAGUGCAUUAAUUAAGUUACUUUUUUACGUCAUUCUCGAAUACUUGUUUAUUCCGAUGUACGGUAUACAAGGCCAUAAAGCAGUGUAAGAUCCAGGCCCACUUAUUUGGGGUCAAGCAAGUUGAAUAAGUAAAGCCUCCGUUAUCACUCGGCUUUUAUCUUAUACUCUUUUUAAUAAAAUACCUGGACAUCUUGAUGCUUAGUUCGAUAUUCAUGUGCCUUUGAAUGAUGUAGAUCACUGUAGUUAAGUGUGUCUAAGAGCUUGUGUGCACGCACACCUCACCUUCUACAACGGUUUCUAUCACAAAACUGUCCUCGGUGAUGUUUCGUAGUGAAUGGCACCACAAAAUAUCAGAUUGAGCCUACACUUAUCUCCACCCUCAAUCUUACUGACGCCGAACUUUUGCCUUGACUGCUGUCUCUAUAACGAAGGCUCGGAGACAUCACUUUCUUUGCUAUACACUAUGGUGUACAGAUAGGGUUAGCCGACAAAAGUUUAUGAAUCAAACAAAGUUAUGUUAUGAAUACACACCGAUGGGUAAUAUAUUUUUGUUUCUUGAAGGUUCAGAAUCAAAGGCUGAUGUACAGGUUUCACAAGCUGCCCUACAAAUACGAACCAGGCGUAACCCGCUCACGAUAUCAUGGACAAAGAAUCAGGGCAUGUUUAGGACAAAAUGGAUCUGGUGUCACGGCGUCAAAGCUUGACAAUCAUGAGACCAGCACAUCAUUUGGGGACCUCAUUGUAAAUAUGAAUCCUUACAUUGUGGAUCAUCGAGUGAGAGCAGUCUAUUCAGCCCCUCCCAUGACAGACAAUAACUGGCCAAGCGAAUUUACUUGCGUUCCCGAUCCCGUCGGGCUAAGAAGAUUUUCGUGGUCGUUUCCUCAAACACCGACUCCUUCGUAUUCCACACUGUGGAAUCCAUGCCCCGAGCUUCAAACGCCACCAUUCUAUGGAAGGUCGAAGAUCAUGUUCCCCAGCGUCAACAAUUCUGGGACGCAACCGGUUAAACUAGUUGGACAAAAUAAUUCAAGUGUUCAUAAAGCAGGGACAAUAGCAUCGUCAAUCCCGGUGUCUGUAAUCAAACGUACCUAA
Molecule: messenger RNA, 3086 nt
Organism: Porites lobata
Lineage: Eukaryota; Metazoa; Cnidaria; Anthozoa; Scleractinia; Poritidae
Source: the annotation of a GenBank genome assembly